This is a messenger RNA of Harmonia axyridis, 883 nucleotides long. RefSeq names its product exosome complex component CSL4-like. Gene Ontology annotation, molecular function: RNA binding. NCBI's taxonomy places the organism in Eukaryota, Metazoa, Arthropoda, Insecta, Coleoptera, Coccinellidae. The coding region runs from base 136 to 750 and encodes 204 amino acids. The transcript has a single exon. The record is from RefSeq and is a predicted model, not a curated record. Gene Ontology annotation, biological process: RNA processing. Gene Ontology annotation, cellular component: cytoplasm; nuclear exosome (RNase complex).
GAAUACACUUUUCUGUGUACCUGAUACUGUUUACCUGCAGACUGCAGACUAACCUACAAAAAUCAAAUUGAUUAAGAUUUCAUCACUAAUUUUAUUAUUGAAAGAAUAUUUUCCCAAAAAUUUUUCAAGAAAAAAAUGGCCGAAAAAAAGAUUUGCGUUCCAGGACAAAGAUUAUAUGUAAAAGACGAAACUUAUGUUAGUGGAAAUGGUACUUUCGAAAGACUUGGGUAUAUUUACUCAAAUUUAGCCGGUGUUGUUGAUAUCAUUCAAAAAAAUAAUAUUAAAAUUAUAGAAGUUGUAAAUCCUAACGUGCAAACCAUAGUACCAGCGCAUGGUGACAUUGUGACUGCAGAAGUUACUAUCAUAACUCAGCAAUAUGUAAAGUGCCUCAUCAAAUGUAUUGGACACAAAAUAUUAAAAAGACAUUUCAAGGGUGUCGUUAGGAGAGAGGAUAUUCGUGCAACCGAAAAAGAUAGAAUUGAGGUAUUCAAGUGUUUUAGGCCUGGUGAUAUUAUAUUAGCCAGAGUGAUGCCAAUUACCGAAGCUCAUACAUAUCAACUUUCAACAGCAGAAAAUGAAUUGGGGGUAGCAAUUGCUCAUUCCGAACAUGGACAUCCCAUGAUACCCAUCAGUUGGAAUGAGAUGCAGUGUACAAAAAGUUACGUAAAGGAAGCAAGAAAAGUGGCAAAAAUCAUUCCUGAGAAAAUUCCUAAUGAUAUAGUUGGUCACUUGACAGAAUAUUUGUACUAAAUAAAUCUUUGUAAAAAACGUUGUGGCUGCAUCAUAUGAUGCCCUCACCAACGGUAUGUACUGUGAAUAGUCUAGUUGGAAAGAUCUUUUCGUCGUAACUUCCACAUAUCCAUUUAUGCCAUCGACGACCAUC